CUUGAUCAUGGAGGCUUUCCUCUCUUGAAGAGUAGAUUACGCUCACUUAUCGCUCAUCGCUCACUUACUCACUCGCUCACGCACGCACCCACUCACUCAUACAGUCAAUCAGACCAUGUUGCGCUCGCCGGUUUCGCCGGAGCGAGUCUCGUCGCGGUCGCCGAUUCCCCCUCCUCCUCACUCGCAAUCUCCUCCCCCUCCACUCCCUCGCCGUUCCUUUGACGAUUCCUACACCUACUACUCUAACCGUCCUGGCUCCUCCGGAAGUGAUGCCUCGUCGAUUACCUCCAAUGUGACGACCAUCUCCCCACAACAAUCCAACUUCCCCCCUGCCGGUAGUGCUGCUGCUGUUGCUGCUGCUACUGUGCCGCCUGCGCUUGCGCCUGGCACUGCCUCGCAGCGGCCACCGCGUAUCUCUUCUCUCAACACCGCCAAUCUGACCUCCACUUCUUCCACCACUUCAAUUCCAACCUCCUCUGGGCGAUCCCCCGUCUCCUUCAUGCCGCAUAAUGAGAUCCUGAGCCGCAAGCCCUCAGGGCGGGUCGUCCCGGCUGAACUACAGCGUCGCUCUCGUCACCACUCCCAGGGUUUCUUUGAACCCUCACUUCCUACCGCUUCUUCGACCGAGGCCUCUUUGUCAGCUUCUCGUAUCGCGGCCCAGACGGCCAUGCUUCAACAACAGCAGCAGCAACAACAACAACAACAACAGGUACAGCUACAACAACAACAGCAGCAGCAGCAACAACAGCAGCCCCACCACCUUCAUCAACAAACGAACAACCCUCAACAUCCUGUCAAACGACCUCCGACCGUGCGAGGCGUCUCCGAGGACGGUUCCCGUUCCCGACGCGGCGGCAGCAUCUCGCCCCCUCCCCCGCCUCCCCCACCCCCGACCUUCGCACCCCCCGGUUCAACAGCCAGCGCAACUGGCGCUUCAGCCGGGCAGCAAACAUACGCAAAUGGCGGCAGCACCGCGGCCGGACACGCCCAUGCUGCCACGACAGCUGCCAACGUGGUAUUUCCCCGAAACCCCGGGCUUCAGCCCCCCGGGCUAGAGAUCCCCCAAGAGCGCGAACACAAACACAAGGGCGAGAAGUCGAAGAUGAAGCUGUUCUCGAAACCCAAACAUAUCGGGAUCAGUCGGGACAAGGACGGCACCGGAAAGGAGAGGGGGCUCCCCUCGCCAAGCAAGAUGGGGUUCCCCAGUGGGGGACUGUCCCGGAUCGUCAGCGCUUCGACCACCAGCUUGGCGGAGACCUUCCCGUCGAAUAACUCGUCCAUUUAUAACCUGUCAAACGCGUCCGCGAGCACCGUGGUGCCGGCCGAUAAGCCCACGGGGAGCGAGAAGGAGAAGGAUAAGGAUAAAGAGAAACAUAAACACCACUUUCUGUCGCGACAGAAGCUGAAGCUGAAGGAUCGCGACGAUCAUUACAAUCUCCCGCUGUCGUCCGCGUCGAGUAACUCGAAGCCCUCGGAUCCGAGUGCGCCCCAGUCUUUGUACUCGUUCACCCCGGCGUCGCCGGGGGCGGUCAGCACGACGUUUGGCAAGUCAGUCAGUGGCUUGGAUCUGUUGCACGGUCUUCGCGAGAAGAAAAAGGAGGAGAAGGCGCAAGCGCAGGCGCAGGCACAGGCUGAGUCGGAGCAGAUGGACUGGGCAGCUAGCUCAACAGGACCGACUGGUUCGCCGGCCGUCUUCCCCGGGCCGUCAUCACUAGGCAGUUCCUCCGGACUCAUGGCUGAGGCUGCGAUACGGGAGACUUUGCAAGGCUUUGGUCUGAAUAACAUGACACCGGAGGAUGCGUGGGACUUUCUCAAGGCGAAAUUGAUGGUGAUCUUUGACGGCGAGGAUGUGCGCAUCGCAAUUGAGGACCUCAACAAGCUGGUCCUGGUCCACAUUCAGCGUUGCGUACAAAAGCGCACUCCGGUGGCGGUGGUCGACGAUCUGCGGGAGCUGCUGGAGACCGGAUUCGCUUCGCUGAACCACACCUUGAACGGCGUACCGGACGAGAAGCUGGUCCCCCACCUGGUGCAGGUGUGGAUGCUCGUGUUCGGAACCAUCCUACCCUUCAUCCAGGCCGUAUUCUUGCCUCUGGAUCUGGAGAUCAAGGGGUGCGGGUCUGUGAUGAAUCGGCGCGAAGCCACUGAAUUCUGGAGUCUCGCACGCAACGCCGAGAAUCCGGGCUGCGAGCUCGACGUGCGCAAUUUAGUGUUGGUUGCCUUCCGCGACAGAGUCAUCCUGGGCCGCUACGAGAGUCUAAAGUCGACGUUCUCCCGCCUCAGUCUCGAUAGCAUCAAUUUAGGCACGGCCGCGCUCAGCGUCACCACCAAAAGCAGUUCCGCCAGCGGCGGCCGGCCCCCCACUGCCGCCUCGCUCGACGGUGGCGCUGGCGCCGGGUUUGGGAGUUACAGUUCCCAGUCCUCGACGUUCCUCAACGCUCAGUCUGAGAAUUACUCUUCCGAUUCGUUGAGCGGCCACCAAAACCCCAGCGACAGUCGCAGUCGCGCCGCCUCCAACACCUCCUCCAACCCCGACCAGCUCAUCUUCCAGUCCCUCUCCUCGCCCCCGCAGCGCCCGAGCAUCAUCCACCGCGCCAACGCAGCCGCUGACACCUCGCACAUCAUCACCGAGACCGUCGGCCGCAUGCUCCAAUGCGUCAGCGUCCUGGCCAGCGUGCAGACGGGUGACAAGGCCCAGGAGCAGGUCGAGGCCCUCGGCAAGGACCUGAAGCACAACUGGCUAGGCCGGGGCCGCACCGGCCGCGACCGACGCGGGUUCGUGGGCACGAAAAUCCGGCCGGCGAUCGUGGCCCGCGCCGACAGCGACGAGUACAUGAAGGAGUUCAGCCACGGGCAUGGGCACGGGCAUGGGGACCAUCUGGACUCGCGACUGCAUGACGGGCGUUUGGAGAUGAUGAGUUUCUAAGGAACUCGAGGUUUUUGUCUGGUACAAAAUGAACUGCUGUUUGAUACCUUUUUUGUAUGUUCGUGUGUUUUUGUGCGUUGUCGAUGGCAUUCUGCAUGGAUGGUGUUCGGGAUUCGUGGCCUGGUUGGUUGGUUGGUUGGUAGGUAGGUAGUUUUCUGCGUCUUCACUUUUUGGUUCUGGG
This is a messenger RNA of Aspergillus homomorphus CBS 101889, 3104 nucleotides long. RefSeq lists its product as uncharacterized. The transcript has a single exon. Gene Ontology annotation, cellular component: TORC2 complex. The record is from RefSeq and is a predicted model, not a curated record. Gene Ontology annotation, biological process: TORC2 signaling. NCBI's taxonomy places the organism in Eukaryota, Fungi, Ascomycota, Eurotiomycetes, Eurotiales, Aspergillaceae. Bases 116 to 2923 code for a protein of 935 amino acids.